Spirodela intermedia is the source of this 1745-nucleotide messenger RNA. Lineage: Eukaryota; Viridiplantae; Streptophyta; Magnoliopsida; Alismatales; Araceae. The record is from the annotation of a GenBank genome assembly.
AUGGCGGAGGGACUGCCCAGCAGCAUCUACGACCUCACCGUUAAGGUAUUCUCCCUUGUUCUGGUCCUCGAUUUGCUGCUUUUUCUCCCCAUCCCCGUAAUCGGUCAUGGAGUUCCACAGGUCCUGCUGUAAUUACUAAUGGAUGUUCUUCGCGGAAAGUUUGAAAACGUCCGCAGAUUUCUUGGAUCCUAGUUUCACGAUUGCGGAACCCUAGUUAAUGGUGCUAUGGCCUUCGGGUUGAGACGAAGAUCUUUUAUACGAAUCGAAUCAUGGUUGUUCGCAGGACAUUCGUGGCGAGGAUGUGAGCCUUGGCACCUACAGCGGAAAGGUUCUCCUCAUUGUCAACGUCGCAUCUAAAUGGUACUCCGUUCACUGAGGAAAUUACAUUUUUAAGGGACCAGAAUUUGAUCUCGUCCUAGAAUUGGCUUCUUGAUUGUGUUUCUACUUAAAAUAGAUGGCAUCAUAUGUGAACUCUGCCUCAUUUUUCUCUCUGAUCAAUUGUAGACGCUCAUAAUUGAAAUCAUCCCCGUUAGAAGGAUCCCCUCUUUAAAUGUGGUUAUCUGCUAAGAGUUUCUUUUUGGUUUGGCAGUGGAUUGACCCAUUCGAACUACAAGGAAUUGAACGUUUUGUAUAAAACUUAUAAAGAUCAAGGUUCGUGCUAUGAUCUUUCUUAUUGUUUCCCACGUUGGCCGCCUUCAUUUUUAUUUUAUGAUCGAUCAUAAUAACUAAUUCCCAUAAAAAAAUUUUAGGGCUUGAAAUAUUGGCAUUCCCUUGCAACCAAUUCGGGAGUCAAGAAUCGGGAAGCAAUGAGGAAAUCCAGGAAACAGUCUGUACAAUAUUCAAAGCGGAAUUCCCCAUCUUUGACAAAGUAAGUAGCGAUUUACAACUCUUUUUAAGUGGCGACAACAUCCAGAAAAGAAAAAAAGAGAGAAUAAACUCUUUUUAAGAAUAUUUCAACCUCUUUUUAAGAACAUGUCUUUGAGAUUCUUUGACUUUCCACUUUAAAAGGUCUAUGUUUGAUCAAAUCAUCAAGAUCAUCUUUCCUGGGCGGUCCCGUUGAUACCCAUAUUCUAUCCAUUGUUUAUCACAGGUUUUAGUGAUACCCCAUGACUGUAUAAGACCAAUCUAGGGGGUGAAGCCUAGAUUGGUCUUUGAACGUUAUUGAAGGUUUUUUUUGUGUGCAAUGAUGUUCAAACCCAUUUACCCGCCAUUGAAGCUUCAGCCUCUAGUUGACCAAUGUGAUAUUUCCUCUUGAGAUGAUGGCUCUGAAAGUAUUUCAGCUUCACGUAACACUGAUCCUAAUUGAUGGACACGGAGAGAGAGGAGCUGAUUAGAGACAUCAAAGAGCCUGAUCUCUCUGGUUUCAAUUUCUUGGCCGGUUUUGAGAUCGAAAUGGAAAUUCUCAUAUUGGAUGGCUCACAUAUACAGGUUGAAGUGAACGGCAAGAACGCAACUCCCCUCUACAAGUUCUUGAAAUUCCAGAAGGGCGGGCUCCUCGGCGACAGCAUCAAGUGGAACUUCACCAAGUUCCUGGUCGACAAGACGGGCAAGGUAGAGAUACGCCCCUAUCCUCUCUCUCUCUCUCUCUCUCUCUCUCUCUCUCUUUCUCUCUCUCUCCCUCUCUCCCUCUCUCCCGCUCUCCCUCUCUCUAUGAUCUCUAUGUAUAUAUCUGUGUCCGAAUUUGAUCGGUGCUGUUCGUGUUGUUCGUCUUGCAGAAGGACAUCAAGAGACUUCUGGAGGCGUGA